Exaiptasia diaphana is the source of this 762-nucleotide messenger RNA. RefSeq lists its product as uncharacterized. Lineage: Eukaryota; Metazoa; Cnidaria; Anthozoa; Actiniaria; Aiptasiidae. The transcript has a single exon. Bases 1 to 762 code for a protein of 253 amino acids. The record is from RefSeq and is a predicted model, not a curated record.
AUGGCGACUGGUAAUUUUCGGUUWCCGCCUCAACUCGAUAUAAAUUCUGGAAAUGUCUCGGAAAACUACAAGCGAUGGCGACGACAAGUCGAAAUCUAUUUAGCCGCAUCUGGAGCUACUGAAGAGGAGGGAGACAAGCAGACCGCAAUCAUCUUGAAUUGUGCAGGCCCGGAAGUCUUAGAAGUAUACGACAAUCUCACAUGGGCAAAAGAAGAGGACAAAAAUAACCCUAAAGCUGUCUUCGACGCUCUUGAGAAAUAUUGCAAUCCACGUGACAACGAAGUUAUGGAAUCUCACAGAUUUUGGAAGAUCGAGUACCAAGAGCCGUUUGACAAAUUUUAUACGGAACUUCAAACACGAAUCACCGCUUGCAAUUUCGCCGAGAAGGACCGUAUGUUGAGAGACAAGAUCGUGUUCACAGUCUCCGGAAAACUACAAGAACUGCUACUCAGGGAAGAUGCCCUCACUCUCGAAAAAACUUUAAAAAUAUGCAGAGCCUUCGAGCAAUCGAACAAGCAAGUUAGAGAACUCAAAAACAACUCUAGCAGUGCAAGUACAACGAAUUCUUCAUCUAUAAACUCAAGCUUAAAUAAAAUCUCAAAGAAACCCAAGUCAAGGUCACGUGAUACUCGACAAAGGUCAAGCUCCGAAAGCAUGUCAAAGUCAACCACUAGUGACAGUUUGCAAUUCAAUUGUAAAUAUUGUGGAUAUAAGCAUGAAAGGAAGCGAGACAAAUGCCCAGCCUGGGGUAAAACANACUGA